CGCGCGGCUCCGCGGCUCUGUCGGAGGGGACGGAAGUGACGUCACGCGCGGGCGCCAUCGCCAUCAUGGCGGACAGAGGAGCCUCGCGGGUCCCGGAGCGGUGGACCGACUACAUCCCACUGGGCCGGAGGAUGCCGGGCACGCGCUUCAUCGCCUUCAAGGUGCCCCUGAAGAAGAGCUUUGAUCGGAACCUUCUGCCAGAAGAGAGAUUUUCCCCUCACGACCUCAUCAGGAAAGUCAAGGAGCGGAAGGAGGAGCUGGGGCUGAUCAUCGACCUGACGUACACCACACGCUACUACGGGCCCGAGGAGCUGCCCCCCACGCUGCGCUACUCGAAGAUCCUGACCAUGGGCCACAAGAUCCCCAACAGAAGGACCAUCCUGCGCUUCAAGUACCUCGUCAAGAGGUUCCUGACAGACAACAAAGACAACGAUAAACUCAUCGGGGUGCACUGCACACAUGGCCUGAACAGAACUGGCUACUUGGUUUGCAGGUACCUGAUUGAUGUUGAGGGCAUGGAGCCAAAUGCUGCCAUAGAGUUGUUCAACAAGUCUCGGGGACAUGCCAUAGAGAGAACCAACUACAUCCAGGAUCUUCAGAAGAGAGCCCUGAGAAGCAGCUGUGAACUGAAGAAUUUGGGCUCGGAUCUCCUCAGGAAAAAAGGCGGCGCCGCAGCAAAGCCCCAGAAGCAGCUGCUCAAACCCCCCCAGCACCGCUCGGGCCAGCCCCCCCCAGCAGUGCCCAGGAACUCUGGCAGCACCAAGAAGAUGCAGCAGCCUGGCUCCAAGGCUCAGGCACAGCCCCAGGAGCUGGGACAGCGGCACGGGGCCCUGGAGCAGAGGCACCAGAAGAAGCUGGAGCAGAGGCAGCUGGAGAAGCUGGACCAAAAGCAGCUGGAGAAGCUGGAGCAGAGGCACCAGAAGAAGCUGGAGAGCCCACAGGCGCCAGGAGACGCCGGCACCGGCGCAGGAAACACGAACUGA
This is a messenger RNA of Corvus hawaiiensis (hawaiian crow), 983 nucleotides long. RefSeq names its product dual specificity phosphatase 11 (gene DUSP11). The record is from RefSeq and is a predicted model, not a curated record. The transcript is spliced from 10 exons. Gene Ontology annotation, molecular function: polynucleotide 5'-phosphatase activity; protein tyrosine/serine/threonine phosphatase activity. Gene Ontology annotation, biological process: protein dephosphorylation. The coding region runs from base 66 to 983 and encodes 305 amino acids. Lineage: Eukaryota; Metazoa; Chordata; Aves; Passeriformes; Corvidae.